Molecule: messenger RNA, 1172 nt
Organism: Esox lucius (northern pike)
Lineage: Eukaryota; Metazoa; Chordata; Actinopteri; Esociformes; Esocidae
Gene: tmem223
Product: transmembrane protein 223
Exons: 2
Coding region: 126-1052 (308 amino acids)
Biological process (GO): nervous system development
Cellular component (GO): mitochondrion
Source: RefSeq, a predicted model, not a curated record
CGCUUUUUAAUUUUGCGGAUGCAGUAUCCGCACUAAAACUCUAGACAUGGCGGCGCCCUACAUUUCGGCAAGAAAUGUGUAGCUUGUGUAAACAAUUUCUGGUUUAAUGAAAAAGGACAAAAAUAAUGGGUUUACAGCAUUUGUUUGGCGGCAUAUCGGAGUGUUGGUCAAGUCUUGCAUGUCAACAACUAUCAAAUGUUUUGCGAUUGCCAAACAUCAGCAAGGUGACACCGAGACUCAGCCAUGCAUUAUCACAAAGGCCUACACGUUCGUCGAUGUGCACUGGGAUAAACAAUAGCAAGCUAAGCAGCCGUAUAAGAGCUGCAUACACCAAGGAAAGAGAAUGGGUUAUAUGGGCAUCCGAUAAGUCGUGUUUUGGUCUGCUAUCAUCCACCCGCUCCAGAGCAAAUGUACAGAGACGCUAUUUUCAUGAUCAUCUUAUAAAAGAAACACGACAAAAGGUGCCACAUUUGCGCUCUUUGUCUACAUCAGCAACAGUAGCAAAAGACGUGAUUCUCUUUGAGCACGACCGAACAAAGUUCUUUCGCCUUCUGGCAAUCUUCGGGGGUGGUCAGUUUAUUUUCUGGACAUAUCUGGCCCACUUCGCCUUUACUGGUCUUCGAGACACUACAGAAAAGGGUUCUGAAGGGAGAAAGGUCUCCACUACUGGCUUGGCAGGACUUUGGAGUUUCGAUAUGAACCUGGGAUCUAAUGCUUGGAGAUAUGGAUUCACAGUGGCAUGCCUUGUUAUUGGUGGAGGGAUCAUGGGACUUAGUGCUUUGUUCUGCCGCCGUUCUGUCAGCCAGGUGAUUCUCCACAAGGGAGGCAGGAUGGUCACUGUUUCAACACAAUCCCCCCUGGGACCAGACAAAGGAUGGAGAAUGACUGUACCCUUGUCACAAGUGGCCUGUUAUUCCCACAGACAGGAGACACCCAAUUUUAUUCCUCUCAGGGUUAAAGGUUACAAGUUCUUUUUUCUAUUGGACAAAGAAGGCAAGUUGAAUAAUCCUAAACUGUUUGAUAUUACUGUUGGAGCAUACCGUUCAUUCUAAAUUAGUCGAGAGAACAGACACUGUGUCAAUGGAGUAUUAUGUCAGAGCAACAAUGUAUGUGUGCAAUGGUGUUGAUCAGAGUCAAUUAAAUCUGUUGGCCAAAGGUCAUCGCAAUGUAAA